Molecule: messenger RNA, 1597 nt
Organism: Brachypodium distachyon (stiff brome)
Lineage: Eukaryota; Viridiplantae; Streptophyta; Magnoliopsida; Poales; Poaceae
Product: leucine-rich repeat extensin-like protein 3
Exons: 2
Coding region: 23-1375 (450 amino acids)
Source: RefSeq, a predicted model, not a curated record
AUAGAAGGCAGGAAAGGUCCGAAUGCCUCUUCACAUGCGCUUGUUCCAUGUGAGUUGGAGGCUUGCGUCGUCGGCCCUCCCCGUCCCUUUCUCUUCCUCAGCGUGCCCCUACUCAAAUUGCGCGCUCAUUGCCCUCGACCUCCAGGUUCCGAUCAUCUCCCAACCACUACUGGCUAACGCUUUGGCUCCUACUACCUCCUACGCUGGAUAUAAAACAGGCAGGAGUGGAGUAAGUUCGAAGAUGGCGAAGCCAAUGUCGUUUCUUGUGUUGCAAGUGCUGCUGGUUCCUGUUCUUCUUUUUCUUCUUCCAGGUGCGGAAUGCCAGAGCUCUCAUGGCGGCGGCGCAAAUCUGACGGUGACGGGCACGGUGUUCUGUGACGCGUGCUCCCGCAGCUCCUUCUCCAACCACAGCUACUUCUUGCCAGGCGUCAGAGUAAGAAUCGACUGCACGUUCGGAGCAAACUCCCCGUCCAAAGAAGAGAUCAAGAUCACAGCCGAGAAGACCACCAACAGCUACGGCGCGUACCAGCUGGACAUCCCGGCGAUCGACGGCGUCGGCUGCACCACCGCCGCCGCCGCCGUCUCCUUCUGCCGGGCCGCCGUGCUGGACAACCCCUCCGCGCUCUGCAACGUGCCGGCCCUGACCACCACCGUGGGCCACAUCUCUUUCUCCACGCAGGCCCAGGAGCCCAACUCCAACGCCAACGUCUGCCUCUACAACCUCAACUCGCUCUACUACCGCCCGCGGCCCAACAAGGGCCCUGGCCUGUGCGACGACGACGGCGGAGGCCCGCUACAGCCCGCCGCGCUGAACGAUUCUCUGUUCUACUGCCCGCGCUGGCCCUGGCCGCCGAUCCCCUUCUGCACGCCGCGCCCAUGGUUCCCUCCCAUCCCCUUCUUCACGCCGCCGCCGCCGGCGUUCCCGUUCCCUCUGCCGCCAUUCCCGCCGUUCCCGUUCUUCACACCGCCGUCUCCGCCGCCGCCGGCGUUCCCGUUCAACCUGCCGCCCUGGCCGUGGACGCCGCCGGCGCCGGCACCGGCACCGCCGUCGUUCCCGUUCCCUCGUCUGCCGCCGAUUUUCUCGGCGCCGUCUCCGCCCCCGCCGCCGCCACCGCCUGCGUUCCCGUUCCCGAACUUGCCGCCGUUUCCGCACCUGCCACCGUUUGCGUUUCCACCAUUGCCGUCGUUUUAUUCGCCACCGCCUCCUCCUCCUCCGCCGCCGCCGCCGCCUCCGCCGCCUUCGUUCCAUUGGCCUUUCCCGCCGUUACCUUUCUUCCCUCCGACGAGUCCUUCUGCCCCUUCUCCUCCGCCUUUGAAGCGUUCCAGGAAAGAUCCAACCACCUGGUCUUCUUCUAAAACUACUCCUGCUCCAUAAUUACAGUAAAUAUUACGGAGUAAUAUGUUUUGCUCGUGCUAGUAAAAAAAAAAGAUGAUGAUGUACUAGGUAUAUGAAUUCGUUUUUCUGUUUGGUUCGUUGUGGUUGCAUGCAAGUGAGUACAUAUUCUGGAAUGUAAGCAAAUGACUUAUUCUGUCUUGCAGUUUUAGGAUGUCUAAACCUGCGAUGUUCGACUUUUGAAACUCUGAGGGCUUCUUUGGA